AUGUCUCUCAAAUUCUCAUUCUCUCUUCUUCUAUUUUCCCUAAUCUCCACCCUCUCUACCGCCCAAUUCGGCGGCACUGGCUCUGCUCCCGCCGGCACUGGCACUGCUCCCGGCGGCGUUGGCACUACUCCCGGCGGCACUGGCACUACUCCGGGCGGCGCUGUCACUUCUCCGAGCGGCGUUGGCUCUGCUCCUGGUGGAACUAGUGCUGCUCCAGCCGGCGGUACUGCUACCGGCGGAGGCGGAGGGGCGACGGUUGAGUUGUGGUGCGUGGCGAAGAACAACGCAGAGGAUACUGCUCUUCAAUCGGCACUUGAUUGGGCUUGUGGGCCUGGAGGUGCUAAUUGCGGGCCAAUUCAGCCCGGUGGAUCCUGUUAUGACCCUAAAGAUAUACAGAAAACGGCGUCGUAUGUGUUCAAUGAUUACUUUAUUAAGCAUGGUAUGACUGAAGAUGCUUGUAAUUUUGAUAACACUGCUGCUCUCAUUUCUAUAAAUCCAAGUCAUAAUGGGUGUAAAUUUCCAUCCAGCAAGAAUUCAAGUGGAAGUUCUAGUGGGUCGACGAAUGGGGGAUUAAGUCCAUCCUCUGAAGAUUUGAGUAGCGGCAGUUCUAUUCUCAGGAGGUGGAUGUAUAUCUUGAUGGCGAUCAAUUUGCUGUUUGCAAGUCAGCUUAUUUUCUGA
This is a messenger RNA of Solanum tuberosum (potato), 678 nucleotides long. Its product is annotated as glucan endo-1,3-beta-glucosidase-like protein 1-like. The record is from RefSeq and is marked provisional. The transcript is spliced from 3 exons. NCBI's taxonomy places the organism in Eukaryota, Viridiplantae, Streptophyta, Magnoliopsida, Solanales, Solanaceae. Bases 1 to 678 code for a protein of 225 amino acids.